This is a messenger RNA of Paramecium primaurelia, 402 nucleotides long. The record is from the annotation of a GenBank genome assembly. Lineage: Eukaryota; Ciliophora; Oligohymenophorea; Peniculida; Parameciidae.
AUGGAAGAACCUUUAAUUUAGAAUGAGGAAACAGAAUCCAAAAUUCCUAAUGAAAAAGUUAUGACAAGACUUAUAAAAGGUGAAUUUAGGUUUGAGAGAAGAUAAUACAUAUUUUUAAAUGUAAAUACUGUCAAUUUAGUAAUUUAAAGCAUAAAGUAAUUAGGUUUUAACAAUUUAUAAUUUGAUUGGUCCCAUUAAUAUUGAAGCAUAGAAAUCAUUAAUAUUUUAUGAAGAUACAAGAGUACCAUUAAAUGAUCAAGACUUUACAUUAAUGAAUUUAUUAAAUGCUUUAAUAGUUGUUCAUUUAUUGAGAAUUUUCACUUGUUUAUUGGGUUUCUUUAGUGUAUCAUAGGUAAUGAAUUCUCUUGCAUAGAACAGAAAUCUGGAAAAAUAAUGACUUAU